Messenger RNA from Onthophagus taurus, 1305 nucleotides. RefSeq names its product Dihydrouridine synthase 4 (gene Dus4). Gene Ontology annotation, molecular function: tRNA dihydrouridine synthase activity; flavin adenine dinucleotide binding. Lineage: Eukaryota; Metazoa; Arthropoda; Insecta; Coleoptera; Scarabaeidae. The record is from RefSeq and is a predicted model, not a curated record. Gene Ontology annotation, biological process: tRNA processing.
UUUUUUCGAAUACUUUAUUUAAAUAUGGACAAAAAUAAAACACAUUUUGAUGUGAUGAGUUUAUUUAAUGGGAAUAAAUCAGAUUUUGUUAAAAUAUCGGCCCCCAUGGUGCGAUAUAGCAAAUUACAAUUUAGGUCGCUUUUAAGAAGUUACAACUGCGAUUUAUGUUUUACACCAAUGAUUCUGGCAGAUUCAUUUUGCCAAAGUAGUAAAGCAAGAAAUAAUGAAUUCACAACAAAUUCCUAUGAUUCUCCUAUUAUAACUCAAUUUGCUGCUAAUAAUGUUAAUGAUUUCGUCACAGCAUCGAAAUUGAUAUCUCCAUUCUGUGAUGGUGUUGAUUUAAAUUGUGGGUGCCCUCAAAGAUGGGCAAAACACAUGGGAAUUGGAUGUGUUAUGUUAGAGAAUCCCCAAAUAAUAUUUGAUAUGGUACAAGAGUGUAGGAAUCAAAUAGCUCGACCUUUCACAGUUAGUGUUAAAAUGAGAAUUUUAAAGGAUGUUAAGAAAACUUUGGAAGUUUGUAAACAACUGGAGAAUUGUGGAAUUAGUUUUUUAACAAUACAUUCUCGCACUUCUUCCCAACUAACAGGAGAUAUUGAUUUAAAUACUCUUAAAUUAAUUACAGAAAGUGUUAAUGUACCAAUUAUUGCUAAUGGAGGGGUGAAAAGUUUAGAGGAUUGCCAAAAGUUACAUCAAGAAGUUAAUUGUCAAGGUGUUAUGGUAGCAAAUGGUCUCCUAACUAAUCCUAUGUUAUUUACAGGAUCAAAGGAAAUCACAAUUGAUUGUAUACAAAAAUGGAUAAACAUUUGUUUUAACUCAACAAUUAAACCAGACGAUUACAACUCAACAAAUAAAUUAACAAUCAAAGAAAAACCUUACAACUUAACAUUUCAAUGUUUUCACCACCAUUUAGUUUUUAUGUUAGAAAAGUUUUUACCACGUGCUAAACGGCGCAUAUUUAACGAUUUUAAACGUUUCGAUCAAGUUUUGGAUUUUCUAGCAGAUGAAUUUAAGGUUUUUCCACAAUUAUUUGAUUUAGAACAAUUUGAACAAAAUCAAAUUAGUAAUUUAGUGUAUAAUUGCGAAAUUAACAACAAAGAAAAUGUUGUUUGUGAAUAUGAUUAUGAAAAAGAUGGGAAUUUUUUUAAAAAUAAAGUACAAUUUGAUGGAAAUGAGGAAUUUGGUAUUCAAGAAUUGUAUUUAGAAGGUUAAUAUUCUAAAUUAUUAAUAAUAAUUAGCAACAUUUAAGGAGAUGUUGUUAUAAUUAGUAAAUUGAUUUGUUUUUAAUAAAUAUGUAUUAAUUUUGGA